CAUGUUGAGUCCAGACACGCCACCGGCUGGCAGCCCUGGCCUUGGGCACUUGAGCCUGGAGAGGCAGCCAACGCCACACGCCGCCCCUGUCUUGAGCAAGCAGCGUCCGCCGGGGGAUCUGACGGGCAAAGUCUACCAACUGGAGGUCAUGCUCAAGCAGCUGCACAGCGACCUGCAGAAAGAGAAGCAGGACAAGGUGGUCCUCCAGGCAGGGGUGGCCACUCUGAGGCAGAACAACCAGCGGCUCCAGGAGGAGUCCCAGACGGCCACCGAGCAGCUGCGCAAGUUCGCGGAGAUCUUCUCCACCGCUGUUGAGAAAGAGGAGCUGUGAACAGCGCGGGGUGGGCAGAGAGGCUGGGCGGCAGAGCAUGGGUCCCCUGGGUCCCCCAGAAUCCUCUCGCAUUCCCACGGAAAGCAAGCCGCCAAUGCCGCCCGGCUCCCCGGCUCCAUUCCUAGCCCCACAGGCCCUGCCUUUUGCAUCAGUCAGAGGGCAAGGGAGGGGGUUAGAGUCCAACCUGCUCUGCCCAGAUGUGUGGGCAGUAGCGCCCCCUGCCAGGAGCAGGCGGCACGCUCCGCACUGAUCUGGGCAAGGGCCAUCUGAGGGCAGGACGGCAACCAGCAGGCUGGGUGGCAGAGCACAGCCAAGCUUCUCAGAGCACUUUCUCACAACUAAAUUAUUUUCUAGGGAAUGCACGGUUGGGAGCGCCUCAGGAAGUUAAAAAAAAGUUUAAAUGUCUAUGUUCUUUAUAAAACACUAUAUUUGUAUUAAUGGUACUGUUUGUAAUUUUUUUCAAUGACAAUUCUGUGCAUGCAACCAAAUUCAGCACACUUGAUUUGUUUCCAGUUGCAGCAGAGAUGGGAAACCUGGCCUGGGACAAACCACAGAGGUCCACGGGGAAAGGCUCCUGGCUCCUGGCUUGGGCACGCCCUGUGCCAUGCCGUCCCGGGAGCUCUCCUCUGUGCCAUGCCUGGAUGCCUGCUCUGGAGCACUGGGGGGGCAUGAGGGCUUCCCACCUUUCUUUCUGGUUGUUGCGCAAGUCCUCUGCUGUGCUGAGUGGGCAUCCCUCUGCUGGGCCGGGCCAGAAGGCAGCAGGGCAUGCUGAGGGCAUCCUCUUGUCUCCACUGCUUUUCCGCAAUAAGGACUGCGCCCAGGGCAAGGGCCUUCUUUCACUUGGGCGCAUUGCAGUUGCAAAAAGGGUGGGUGACUAGCAGGGCCUUUCAGUUCAGCCACAGUAAAGCCUCCUCAGCUGUCGCUUCUGCAAAGAGCAGCAGGGAGCAGCUGGCCUGGACCCCUGACCCCCCCAUCCCCAACUUCACAUUGCAAAACCAGCGUAUGAACUGUGCAAAGCACAUCCUGGCCUGGACAUUGCCUCUCACCUCCAGUGGGCCGGCCUUUCUCCCCUUGCCCUUCCGUCUGCCACGAUUUCAGGGAA
Messenger RNA from Python bivittatus (Burmese python), 1433 nucleotides. The record is from RefSeq and is a predicted model, not a curated record. Lineage: Eukaryota; Metazoa; Chordata; Lepidosauria; Squamata; Pythonidae.